Punica granatum (pomegranate) is the source of this 1932-nucleotide messenger RNA. The record is from RefSeq and is a predicted model, not a curated record. Lineage: Eukaryota; Viridiplantae; Streptophyta; Magnoliopsida; Myrtales; Lythraceae.
AUUUAAGGUGCACAUAGCCUCGAGGCUAUCCAAAGGAAAAUCCUAUGAUCCCUUAGCGGAACAUCCCUCUAUCCCUUGGGGUUGUCGAGUUAACAUGAAUAUCACACCGAGGUAUUGAUCCGACGGUUCUAAGAGGCAAAAGACGGUCCAUCUAACGGACCGGAUGAUUUCCAAUAACAGCCCAAGACAUUUCUCGCCCAUCCGAGGAGCUGUUUCUUGACGACUGUGGAGUUGAACGAAACAGUGUACGAAUGAACUGAACUGUGUAGUUCAGUAAAGGCUAUCUCUGUUAGGGUUUCUUCCCGAUUGAAUCUUGACCGCCAGAUUGCGAUUGUCAUCGAUCGGGGAAGAUGAAGGAGGAAGAAGAUCGGCAGGUGACGGAAAUGCAGCGAGAUGAGAAGGCCGACGAUUCGCUCAGCAGACCGGGAAUCUUCGUGAUCGGAUCCUCCAACGUCGGCAAACGGACCCUCCUUUCUCGCUUGCUGUCGGCGGACUUCGAAGACAGGCCUGAUUCGACCCCGGAUGUAUCUGUUCAUGGGUGGAACAUUAAUACGAAGUACUACAACGCGGAUGUUUCUGUGUGGAUGGCUCAUCUCCAUGAGGGCUUCGAUAUAGGUUCCCUGCCUAUAUUCGACCGACUGGAAGCCCUGGUGAUGGUUUUUGAUAUCAGUAAUAUAUCAUCCCUCACGGCACUUCAGGAUUGGGUGUCUAAAAAUGAUAUAAAAAACUUCGAAAUAUUGUUGUGCAUCGGCAACAAAGUGGAUCGCCUACCAGGUCAUCCAGUCCAUGCUGAGUACAGAAGACGCUUGCUGAAGCUUGAGGAUGAAAGUUCUGAUUAUUAUGGAGAACUGACUGAAGGCGGGAUUUCUGAGGCUGAAGGGACCAGUUUAUUGGGUGAAGAAGAACCGUCAUCAGAGAUUAAGAGGUCUUGCUUGGAAUGGUGCAGCACGCACAAUAUUGAAUAUAUUGAAGCCUGUGCCUCCAAUGCUGAUUUUGACAAAUGUUUAUCAGUUGAUGGGGAUCAACAAGGAGUUGAACGUCUGUUUGGUGCUCUUUCUGCCCAUAUGUGGCCUGGAAUGAGCUUGAAGUCUGGGGAUAAGAUAACUGAACCAUCAUUACCCGAAAAACAAGACUCAUCAGAAGAUGAAAGGGAAUCUGAGUACGAGUUCGACUACGAAAUUUUAUCGGCGGGUUCAGCUGAACCAUGGGAUGAUACAGAAUGGGUUUCUGCCAGUGAUCCAGGAACAUCCUCACAAGUUGCAGGAUCAGUUGCCGAGAAUGUUUCUAGCACAGAAUGUAAUGGGGAGAAUGGAACGAUACACGAUGAAAAGGACCACCAAGCCUUGAAACUGGACGCAUCAUCAAGUGAGAAAACUGAUGAUAUAAAUCAGGCCUCAGCACAGGAUCCCGAUGAGGACUCAGAGCUGGAGCAGGGUGGCGCGAGUUUUGAUUUCAAGGAUUUGGAACAGUUGAUGUCAGAGAUCGGGAAUACUCGUGACAACCUGCGGUUUAUGCCUGAUUUUCAGAGGAGGGAGAUGGCAGCGCAGCUCGCCCUGAAAAUGGCGAGCAUGUUUGGCGGAAGCAGUGACGAAGAAGAGUGAGAUGCUAUAGCAAGGACUCAUGAGGCGGUCAUAUGAUUUUGGAAGUCUUUGUAACUCAUUGCUUCUGAGACUGAUGGCCAUCGACAGAUGUUUCUUGAGCUUGACAGUAUAUGGAAAAGCCUGUCAAGAUAUCCAUUUGUCUUUCCUGCUCCAUCCUUUGUCAUCCCUCACAAAACAGCUCGAAAAUUGAUGUUUCUUUAGGUUCGAGUUAUUCGUCAAUACUAGAUGGCCCGACACGAUUGUAACAGUUUUUAGUAUCCUAACUGCUUUGUGUUGUGUUUUUAUCUUGCCUUCUUAGUUAAUGCACUUAAUAACGUGACUUGGCAUGAUU